AUGUCCGAGCUCCCGUCGGACGUUGCCGCCUACUUUGACGCGCUCUUGCACUCGCGUCUCCACAGUCCACCCAUUCGCUGCGCUCUAGCCAGUGGAAAAGGCAAAGCGAUGUUUGCUGCCCGAGCGCUUCAGGCUGGGGAACCCAUUUGGACAGAAGCGCCGUUUGUAGCGAUGCAGCACGAAGACAAUAAGGACUUUGUCGACUGUUGUGAGAAUUGUUUCGUGCCUUUGAUUGACAGCAAACUCUGCUGGGCACGCGUCGUGGCUGAUUGUAACACGAAAGUGGACGACGGAGCAUCUCGUGGAGACAAUCUCGUGGCCACUGAAGCCGAUUUUGAAGCAGCUAUUGCUUUCUUGCAAAAAGAGGGAGGCAAGAGCUCGUCAGAGAGCUAUUUCUCCGUGUUUAAAAUGGCCGAGACGCAGGUCCAUUGCAGCUGUGGAGCUGUCUAUUGCUCGGCCAAUUGCAAACGGAUUGCGUACGCGCAACACCACGCACUACUUUGUCCACGCACAGAAGAGCGGGAUAACGCCAUGGGCCAUUUCUUGAACCACACGCUCGUGGCCAAUGAGAUUUUCCAGCUUGCAGCAAAGGUCGUGGCCAAGAUCUUGCUGCUCUUUGUAGCGACGCAGGAUAUGGAGCAAGCUCGACAACCUGUUGAUGUCUUCUGCAAGUUGCCAUGGUGGGAAGUCAUAACGUCGGAAGAAGAUUUGGAAGACGGAGAGACGUUUGAGAGCUAUCAAGACAAGUUUCGCACACUGCUGACGCAGACGUACGACUUUUUUAUGCAUGGGUUGAAAGAAAACCUGGCUCAUCUCGAGACGCUGGAUGAACUCAACGGACUAACGACAGAAUCGGUCUUGGCCUUGUGCGACCAAGUCCUAAACGUGGACUUUUUCAGUCGCGUGGUUGGCAUGUUUGAGAUGAACAACAUUAGCAUGGAGAUUGAUCACCCGUUCCACGCGCUGAACGAGGCGUUGAGCGAGACUAGUCCUGAGGAGAAGAAGGACAUGCCGCCGGUACUUGCUCGUGUAAAAGCAGCGCUAGAAGCGUUUGCGAAAAAGCAAAACCAUAAACUCUCUGAUCGUGACGAAGAGCAAGAGCAAGGAAGCCAAAUAAGCGAGGACGAUUGUAAUGCGCUGAAUGACGAUUUUGUAGGUGUGGAAGGCACUGCAUUGUUCUCGGGUAUCUGCACGAUGAACCACAGCUGCGAUCCGAAUUGCACGGUGCUGUACACAAAAGAUGGAGCUGCUCAUGUUUUCGCCGUGCAGGACGUUGCGGAGGGUGAAGAGCUGUGCAUCUCAUACAUUGAUGUGGACCAGGAUGUCGACGAGCGAGAAGAAUAUCUUCGCGAGUAUCAGUUUGUAUGCCAUUGCGCUAGGUGCGAAGAAGAGCGAGUGGCAUAA
Messenger RNA from Peronospora matthiolae, 1404 nucleotides. Lineage: Eukaryota; Oomycota; Peronosporomycetes; Peronosporales; Peronosporaceae. The record is from the annotation of a GenBank genome assembly.